CAAGAGACGACGAUCUAGCUCUGUAACCCACAGAAAAAUUGAUCAGUCUCCGUCGAUCUCGCUUGGAUAACCACCUAUUUGGACAGAUCCAAACAGCAGUUUGUUGUAGGUUGAUACAGCAGACAGCGCUCCCGAGGUACGGGUGUGUUUACCCAGGGCCGAAAGACUGCGGAUCCGGACCCGUGUAAUUCGGUGACGUGUGACCGCAAGCUCCCCCAAUGCCAGCCAAGACGACGUCCGUGAACACGAAGAACCACCCUCCCAACCCACAAGCCCUCCUUACUCCAGGACCCGACAUUGCUUACCGUCGUCUGUAGCUCGCGGGGUAGUUUUGCUGACCAAAUUGAAGGUGACAACUGGCAGAGCUUUUUCCAAUAGCUUGAGAUACCCUUCCUCGAAGUUUUCUUGAUACCAGAAGCUAUACCUCUUCAAAAACUUUUGAAACAUCAUCAACCAAAGACACAAACCACACAAGAUGCAGAACCAACGUAUCAUCUCUUGCGAAAGACCUGCCCACGACCAUGUGGAGCGCUGUGGUUAUUUGUUCGGAUGGCCCAUCAACCACUCAAUGUCGCCAUUGAUGCACAAAACCAUCUUUGGCGAGAUUGGGCUCAACUGGGAGCAAUUCUUCCUACCUUCAACCGAUAUGUCGAUGUUCCUAUCAUUAGUCCGCGAGGACAAAUUCCUUGGCGCCUCCGUUACCAUGCCCCACAAAGUGGCCAUCAUGAAGCACGUGGACGAACUCACACAGGAAGGCCGUGAAGUCGGUGCUGUCAACACAUUAUACCUCCGCAAGCACGGUGACAAGCGAAUCCUCGUCGGUACGAACACAGACGUUAUCGGCAUCCGCGAAGCCUUUUACCAGAACAUCUCGAAUCCGGACGAAGUCUUCCACGGCCGACCAGGUAUGGUUGUUGGUGGUGGUGGUGCAGCUCGCAGUGCUGUCUACGCGCUCAAGAAGUUUAUGAAGUGUAGCAAGGUGUACGUUGUCAACCGUGACAAGGCUGAGGUGGAUGCUGUCGUAUCUUGGUGUACAGAGCAAGGCUAUGGUGAUGGUGUGAUUCACACUGCUACUGUCGAGCAGGCAGAAGAGCUCGAAGGUCCUGGUGCCAUCGUAUCUUGCGUACCCGACUUCCCUCCUGUCACUGAAGCUGAGCAGACCGCUCGCAAGGUCCUGGAAAUCUUCUUGGGCAAGCCUCACAAGGGUGCAAUCUUGGAGAUGUGCUACCAUCCCAACCCACACACCGAGAUUGCUGAGAUUUCGAAGAAUGCUGGAUGGAACGUCAUCUUGGGAACAGAGGCCAUGAUCUACCAAGGUCUGGAGCAGUCGAUGUAUUGGACGGGCAAGACACUGGACCAGCUGCCAGUCGCUAAAGUCAAAGAAGUGAUUGCAGCGCAGUUGGCCAAGGGUCAUUGAUGAUAUGCGACUGGGGUUGUGAACAGACUUGCAGUCCUCCAAGACACGGUGCCGGUUGCGAAAGUGCGUUUCAUGUAUAUAAAAUACUUUUAUGGCAGCUUCAUUGUGUACAAUCCGUGUGAUCGAGGCGACCGUCCAGAAAAUAAGCUGUACAUCUCCGGAGAAUGGUCUCAGAGACAGCAUUAGCGCUCACGAAUGAGAUGUCCGGAACUGAGGCGAUAUUCACAUGUCACAUAGAGGUGCCAUUAUGG
Molecule: messenger RNA, 1668 nt
Organism: Aureobasidium subglaciale EXF-2481
Lineage: Eukaryota; Fungi; Ascomycota; Dothideomycetes; Dothideales; Saccotheciaceae
Exons: 2
Coding region: 476-1417 (313 amino acids)
Biological process (GO): shikimate metabolic process; chorismate biosynthetic process
Molecular function (GO): shikimate 3-dehydrogenase (NADP+) activity
Source: RefSeq, a predicted model, not a curated record